AUGUCGGUCGCCGAAGCUGCCUCGGAGUCUCUCAGGCCGAUCCUGCUCCGCUCCAGCACUCCAGGCAACCUCGUCCUUACCUUCUUUUCAGCCCCCAACGAGAAAGUCCUGCUCUACCUCGAGGGUCUGCGCGAAUCUCAGACUUUGGCUUCCCCUAUCUCAAGUGGCUUGCCGCCCCUCACUUCCCCAUUUGCAAAGCACAGUGCCAUCGACGACGAUCUGCAGUCCAACAUCCAGGACGGUCGCAAAACUGAACUCUCCACGGAUCAUCGUUCAGAACUCCAUGAGCCUGGACCCCACGAUCCCCCUGGUCCCCGUUACGAGUCCUUCGACUCGGGUCCCUCCUUUGGCAACUUUGGCCCCUUGCCAGACAACGCCAGCCAUAACGGGGAACCUCCCUGGCAGAAAUCGUGGGAGCAACGCACCCACGGCACUCCUAUGACCGGCGCUAGAGUCCCCCUCCCCACGUCAGUGGCUUCCCCGCUCACUGCUCCCCUUGCCAUCAAUGUAGAACCCCCUUCCAGCACAAGCGGAUCCAAAUCUCAACAUAAAAUUCCUCGUUCCCAAGUCAGCAGUUCAAAGCCACAAAAGUCUGUCAUCUCCGCUGUCGAGAGCGAGUCGCGUGAGACCGUCACCGUCCGAACCAGAGCCCACAGCAAGACGCGCAGCACCGCACCAGAAGAUACCCCAAUGUCUCCUUCCCGUCGUUCCCGCGCUGGCUCCAAAUCGCGCACCGGAACCGAAUACCCUCCCCUUCCUCCCAGCACCUUCCUCAGUCCAUCAGGGCGUACCGCUCACCUUCCCACUUCUCCCCGUUCACAUCGCCGCGCUCCCAGUAUAUCUCCCUCGGAUUCACCCAGUCAGGCACCUUUCAAGGCGCAAGCUCGCCUGGAAAAGGAACGGGAACACGCCCAGUCCACCGCCAGCGCCGCUCCCGAUGCGGAGGCUGCGGCUUCGCGGCGUGGCCCGACCAGUGCAGCGGCAGGCUCACCCGUAUCGCCAUCGCAUCAGAGCCGUCCAUUCUCUCCCUAUCGCUGCGCGCCAACAAAUGACGACCUAUUUGCUGGUGCUGCCCAACUUCAGGCAAUCUCACAGGUAGCUUCGCAGGUGAACGGUGGAGGAAGCAAACUAUCACAUGUAUCGCACAAAUCACACAAGUCACAUCGGUCCCAACACCCCACCAACUCACGUUCACCACGCUCUCACGUCGAGGAGGAGGGCGCAACUACCCCCACACCUUCCCGACCUCAUUCGCCCAACUCUCUUGAUGCAGAAGAGGAACGCCUUGUCGCUCAAACUCUAGCAGCUCGCGGCGCAGGAAAUCGAACCUCCUAUGCCCCGAGUACACUAGAGCCCGAGAUCGUCAACUCCCAUUUCCACGACAUGGAUCUUUGUAUUCUUCUUCACCAAAUGGACGAUCAACAUACCCAUGAAAUAGUGAAGAAAGCUCUUCGGAAAGCAGUUCGACAGAGGGUCAAGAAACUUGGUAUGAAAUACGACAACGAGUCUAUCAGAAAGUACCGCAAAUCAUUCCACGAUCAUGACCCUGACGUCCAUCUCGACGCGGACUAUGAACCUCCCCAUUCACGAGAACCCCCCGAGUGGGCCAAAGAGCUCAUUAAUGGCAUGAUCCGAGUGCAGGAACGGCUCGACGUUUUGAGCCCUCAGUCACUCAGUGCCUCAAUGCCUCCCCGUAGUACGCAUUCAUACGCGGAGUCUUCGGAUUCCCGCCGGCAAGUAGGAGGCGAGGGUACGGAAUACACAGAGGGCGUCGAUCAGUACGGACAGACCCCGCGAACUCAAACUGUGAAUAUCAACACACAGGUCACCGGAACUAUGGCGGAGUCGAUGUAUCGGAAUGGCACGGAACUCAUAGGUACGACCUCUCUUUGGUAUGGCGCCAGUUUGGUUUUCGACACCAAUGUUACAGACGACGAGUAUGGCGACACCGAGGAGGUCACCCAGCGAUUCGCGGCUACCACCCUCACUGAGGCACGGGGCGUCAGUGAGUUCAUGAACGCUGAUCGUGAUGAUUCCCCUGGCCAGCAAUUCCUGGAAGAAGAAUUGUAUAAGCUGCGGGUCAAGCCGGGCGGUAGCCAAUCUGGGGUCACGCACAAAACGUGGGAAGUGGCCAGAGACGAUGUGGACGAAUACGAGGAAGGUCACGGCGCGUUCACCGAGUCAGGUCUUCCUGAAAUUCCAGACGGGGGUAAUUACACUGACCGACGCCCAAUCUCACCACCCUUGCCUCCUCUUCCUCAAGAAGGCAGUCGAGGGGCCAACUCACAAGUCUGGAAUCCGGCAGGGGAUGGUUUCCAAGAUCUUUCACCUCCCCCCUGGCAACGUAUUCACCAACGCCUCCUCACCUGGGCGAUCAUUUGGCCCAUGAGCGAACUCGAUGCAGCGCUUGGCAGUACUACUCGUGGACACCAAGUUGACGAGGUUGCUUUGAGCAUUUGGUCGACGCAAACAUACAAGCGCUACGUGAGAAGUCGCAUGACUGAUGUUCCUGGUGGCAAAGUGGACAGGUUGUUCGUACCUCCCAAUAUAGCUGAUGCCAUCAGUACUGCUGUUUUCAACGGACGGCAUGGAGACGCGUCUGCGAUGCUGAAAGACCUCUGGAUUCCAUUCGGCUUCGACGCCUGCACCCCGCUUAAUCGUUGUCCUGGCCAAGCACCGUUCAGACGCGAAUCAUUGGGUGGUGCACAGGUAUGGUUAUUCUCGCUUCCUGAUGGUGCAUUGACAACAUAUGACUCUUACCCUGAACGGACUCUUCCCGACGGACGGCCGCUGGGUUGGUGGUUCGCUAUUAGACUCGCGUGGGCGGAAGCUAUCUAUGCAAACCCCGAUCACCUGAUGCAAAAGAUGGUUCGGUUACAUCGCCCUAUGCAACUGAACAUCGAUAACUCGGUAGCCGCUGCUGGGAUCUGGCGGAACGUGCUGAUGGGAUCUCGCGCAGAGCGAAGUCUGGACCUGGAACGACUACGCGACCUCAUCAAUACCGAAGUGAGAAACUUGAGACAGCGAAAGUUGCAAGGCAAGUUAUCGAUAAGUUCGCCGAAGGCACAUUACGACGACAUGUGA
This is a messenger RNA of Pisolithus orientalis, 3084 nucleotides long. RefSeq lists its product as uncharacterized. Bases 1 to 3084 code for a protein of 1027 amino acids. Lineage: Eukaryota; Fungi; Basidiomycota; Agaricomycetes; Boletales; Pisolithaceae. The record is from RefSeq and is a predicted model, not a curated record. The transcript is spliced from 10 exons.